Magnolia sinica is the source of this 796-nucleotide messenger RNA. RefSeq names its product sugar transporter ERD6-like 4. The coding region runs from base 530 to 793 and encodes 87 amino acids. The transcript has 6 exons. The record is from RefSeq and is a predicted model, not a curated record. NCBI's taxonomy places the organism in Eukaryota, Viridiplantae, Streptophyta, Magnoliopsida, Magnoliales, Magnoliaceae.
AGGUGUCUACCAAAUAAAGCCUAAGGUUUUUUUUUUUUUUUUUUUCCUUUUUCUUUUCCUUAUGGACAUGGUGAAUUGCUGUAUGUGAAAAACAUCUUGCGGUUGUAAGCAAAAGCUGUUUAACUUGAAGUGCAAAUGUUCAGCUUUAUCAAGAAGAAAUACUAAUUGGGUUUUAUGCUUUAUCAUAGUUAUAACUAUAAUUCAAUUUGAUAGUGCAUCCAAACACACUCUAAGCUGGUUGUAUGCAGCCUUUUUGGAGUUAUUGUCGUACAUGCUUAUAUCAAAGGCUGGAUUUUGAGUCACAAAACCGUUUACUGGAAUUGGCUAGAGAAAGAGGUUGUUUACAUAUUGGAUCAACUCAUGUGCAGGUUGUUUACAAUCUAGAUUGUCCAGCUCAGCAGCAAACUUCCUAAAGGUCAAAAUUCUGGCACCUGUUUGCUAAUUAUGUUGUGUAUGAAUCAAUGGGAGGAUCCUUAUAAAUUGUUCAUAUUCCAGGAAGCUUACAAGGCUGCAAUGCAUUAUCUAUACCAUGAUCCUUGUCCCCAAUGUUCAAAAGGAGACAUCCAGUGGAGGGCUAACCCUGGCAGCCCAUCUCAGUGACUCUCAGGAAUUGUCUAGUGAUGUUGCAACUUUUGGAGUUGGGGCUAUUCAGGUCGUUGAGGCAUAUUUUUGUUUAGGUUGUUGUCACUGUAAUUACUACUUGGUGGACAAAGCUGGUAGACAUAUACUUCAUAUUGUCUCCUCUUCUGGAAUGACACUCUCUCUUCUCUUUGUUGCAGUUGCAUUUUACUAAGAG